Molecule: messenger RNA, 897 nt
Organism: Phytomonas sp. EM1
Lineage: Eukaryota; Euglenozoa; Kinetoplastea; Trypanosomatida; Trypanosomatidae
Source: the annotation of a GenBank genome assembly
AUGCAGCGCGGCCUCGUGCACAACUCCCAGGCGACGCAGGAUCAGACCGGUCAGCUGCGCUACCGAAGACGCGUGCUUCACGAUUCCGCGAAAGGUGCUUUGGGGGCGAUGCCAAUCCUUCGGCCGGCGAUCGCGUCGUGGUCGUAUCUCAUCCCUUCCUUGAAGACGAGCGUGGAGACGGCCGUACCAGCUUCGAUUUGGGAGCGGCUUCAGGAAGGCUACGACGCAACGACCUCCACGGCAUCUUCAAGGCUCUCGGAAUCAAACCCAAGCGCGGGUGAAACCGCGUAUAAACCGCUCUCGGAGGCCGAUCGCAUCGCCCUCCAAGAAGGCCAGCGGUGGUUUCGCUACGAACUCCACCAGCGCCUUCCCCUUCUCGAGGAUUCCCUCGCACACGCCGAGUUGAAGCAUCUCGUGGAGUGGCCGUGGCUCUUCCGUCGGGUGUGGCUCGUCCUCCCUUUGAGCCCUUCCACUUCGGCAGAACGGAUGAUGGGAGUGAUUUCCAGGAAUAACGAAGGGUUAGCGAUCCCGGGAUCGGAACGGAGGGACCUCCCGGCGCGGGUUUUGAGUCUUCCGAGUUUUCUGGAGGAAAGGGGUCCGUCUGGUGGAGUAGCGGGGGUUGGAACGAGUGCGAGUGUAGAUCAGCGGCCGACCGCGUUGCAGAUCUACAACCUCGUUGAUCGUGUGCGGGUGUUGACAGCCCAUGUGGAGGCAUGCGUAGGUGCCCAGUUGGCGUCCUUAUCCUCCCAUUGUGAUGGGGGGGAGGGCGCUUCUCCUGAUGGUGCCUCUGGAUUCGAAAAGAGAAGUCCACGAAGUAUCGCGAAGGAGGCGGAACUGCGGCGUAAGUGGAAAGUGAAUCUAACGUGGCAUCAAGAAAUGAGUGAUCUUCUUUCGUAG